ACAACACCGGCUUUUUUGUAUCAGUAGAAUCAGAUUAAUUAAUUUAAUUGCAUCGUUUGGUAAUUAUCUCGUGUCAAAAUGAAUAUUAAUGUUUGUGGAUGAGAGAGGGCGACUUCCAAGUUUCAGGUUCGAUGCUUUAUCAUCUUGAUGAUUAAAUAUUUAAUUUCAUAACAGCCUUAUUACAUCUUUAAUUGGUUGUCCCCCACAAUACAAGAGAAGGCAAACAAGUUUUAAUUAUCAAUUAAUGAGUGAUUAGUUUUCUUGAUACUUCUUCACUUUUCCCGCAGCUUUCUGACCCAAAGACUGUAGUAUUUGUAUCGUCAUCCCGCACACCUACACAUCUUUCUCUGACAUUCAGCUUACAUUGUGAUAACUUUGCUUUUACACUCAUAAUGUCUGUACCUUUGCCUGAAAUACAAGAAUGUCGAUCACACCAGAAUCUCUGCUACCAGUAAUUUUUGAAUGUUCUCUUAUUUGUUAUCCUACAUCAGGUCCGCUAGGAAGUUCGGGGCCCAAUUAAAGAAUUGUCGGUGGGACCCUCCACUCUACAAAAACUGGAGAUUUAUGUUUUGUGUAGUACGCCAGUCCCAGCCAAAAUGCGAUGGGGUCUUUAUAUCCUAAAAAUCAUCACAAGGACCACCUUCGAGCCUGUGCACGGGGCUCGGCUUGAACAAAUCUAAUUGGCUUAAAACCCAGCCUGACUACAUCGCUUCCAUUCACUGUAUUGACGUUUAUCAGCAUAAAACGGAAAGUUUUAUUGAUAAAAAUUAAAAUGCGAGCCACUUGGAGAUUCCCUAGGCAACAACAAACAUUCAGGCUGUAAAUAGAAGAUAUACCUACAAGCAUUUUUUUCUCUAUAUAUGAGCACAGCCUCAUGAUACCGAAGACAAGAAACUAAAUCCUAACAGCUUUCAAGAAUUCCCUGUGGAUUAAGAUGGAAGAUGUUAUUCACUUGAACGCUUCUAACUCAGCUGUUUUUCAGACAGAUUCAGUGACAGAGAUUGACAGUGGUGAGGAAUAUUUAUGUAGUGAAAUAUUUGCUAAACAAAGAACAUUACACGGAAGCAUUUCUGAUUAUCACUGUGAGAUUUGUAGGAAAACAUUCUCUUCAGAACGAGAAGUCUUUGCACACAAACGAAUACACAGUGAAACGGUAAAACCCUUUCACUGUGAAAUUUGUGGGAAAUCCUUUAUGAAAAAUAGUACUCUAACAAUGCAUAAACGGAUACACUCUGGAGAAAAACCAUUUCACUGUGAAAUAUGUGGCAAAACUUUCAUUAAUAAUUCAAAUUUUGUUGUCCACAAUCGUUUUCAUACUGGAGAAAAGCCCUUUCAUUGUGAUAUCUGUGGUAAGUCUUUCGUCUCUAACAGUACUUUAAAAAGACAUAAGAUUAUACAUUCUGGAGAAAAACUAUUUCACUGUGAGAUCUGUGGAAAAUCUUUUAUUGAUAAUUCAAAGCUUGUUGUUCAUAUUCGAAGUCACAGUGGAGAGAAACCUUAUCAUUGUGAUGUCUGUGGAAAAUCUUUUAUGAAAAACAGUAAUUUGACAACACACAGAAGAGUCCACACUGGGGAAAGACCGUUUCAUUGUGAAAUAUGUGGGAAGAGUUUCUCUGUUAAUUCAAAUCUUGUAGUUCACAUUAGGGUCCAUACGGGAGAGAAGCCUUAUAGCUGUGAAACUUGUGAGGAGUCGUUUACCACAAAUAGUGAUUUUACCAAACAUAGAAGGAUACAUACGGGGGAACUGUUACGCUGUGAAACCUGUGGGAAAGCUUUCACCAUUAACAGUCAUCUGAAAACGCACAGACAAGUACACACGGGAGAAAAAUUAUUUCACUGUGAAAUCUGUGGAAAAUCAUUCUCUUCGAAUUCGAGUCUUGUUAUUCAUGUGCGUCGUCAUACCGGAGAAAAGCCAUAUCAUUGCGACAUGUGUGAGAAGUCCUUUAUGGUGAACAGUGACUUAACAAAGCACAAAAGGUUACAUAGUGCGGAAAAUUUGUUUCUCUGCGAAAUCUGUGGUAAAUCUGUGACUGAAAAAUCCCACCUCAUUAUCCACAAACGUACCCACACUGGAGAAAAACCUUACGAUUGUGAAGUCUGUGGUAAAUCUUUCUCUGUUAAUUCUCGCCUUGCAGUUCACAAAAGGUUACAUACGGGAGAGAAGCUGUUACACUGUGAAGUCUGUGGGAAAUCCUUUGUCACCAACAGUCACUUGAAGAUACACAAACGAAAACACACGGGAGAGAAACCAUUUCACUGUGAAGUAUGUGAGAAGUCAUUUGCUAUUAAUUCCCAUCUUGUCGCUCACCGAAGAAUCCAUACGGGAGAAAGACCCUUUCAUUGUGAUAUAUGUGAGAAGUCAUUUAUCACUAACACUCUUUUAAAAAAGCAUAAACAAAUUCAUACUAGAGGGUAGCCUUUUAGCCCUUUUGUUACCCUAUUUCUAUUGACAUAUCUUUUAUCUUUUACUUGUUUCAGUCAUUAAACUGCAGCCAUGCUGGGCCACCACCUUCAACAAUUUUUGUUUUUGUACAGAGAAUUAACAGGGUGAUGCCAUUAGUAGGAGAGGUUAGGAGGGUGAGAAGGGAAAGGGAAGUGUAGUAUCUAAAUGAAAUGAGGGACACCAAGUGAAGAGAAGUUAGUAUAAGAGACUUGUGAACAUGAUGGGAGAAAUGAACAGUUAGAAGAAAGUAACAAUUAAGCAAUUGCUUGGAUGGUGCUUUUUACAUGCCACCAGCAAGGAGGCCAGGUGAGGCGGGCAAUGGCCACGAUCAGAUGGUGUUUCUUACGUGCCACUGUCGAUGCGGCCAUGUUCGGA
Molecule: messenger RNA, 2818 nt
Organism: Octopus sinensis (East Asian common octopus)
Lineage: Eukaryota; Metazoa; Mollusca; Cephalopoda; Octopoda; Octopodidae
Product: zinc finger protein 239-like
Exons: 2
Coding region: 935-2416 (493 amino acids)
Biological process (GO): regulation of transcription by RNA polymerase II
Cellular component (GO): nucleus
Molecular function (GO): DNA-binding transcription activator activity, RNA polymerase II-specific; RNA polymerase II cis-regulatory region sequence-specific DNA binding
Source: RefSeq, a predicted model, not a curated record